UGGAGGGUGGCGGGCCGGGGCUGGGGCCGGGCCCGGCUUCGCCUGGUUAUCCUGUGGCGAUCCUGGGUCUUCCUCUGCAAGAGGCCUCGUUACCGGAGCCCCGGCAGCCCGGCUGGAGAAGCCCAGUGGGGGCUGCGGCAGUCAGAUCAAACCGGGCAGGGCCAGGCUGCCCUGCGGGCUCUCGCUCGGCCGGUGCUAUGUUAGGGGCUUACAACAACGGCCCGUCCAACAGCACGUUUCGGUUGUUAACCGGCCACGUUACAAGCACUGACCCAGAGGAUCGCAGAUUGCAGCGGCAGCAAAGCCCGUGCCUCAGCCAGCUCCCCCAGCUCCUGCUCCCCCUCUGUCUCUGCAGGUACACUUCCCAUCAUGGUGAAUGAGAGGUGUAAUGGCAACCUGCUUGUGCCUCUGGGACCCAAACUGCAGGCCUGCCCAGAGCAGCUGCUGCGGCAGCGGCGAGGCCACGAUGGGCAGCCCGAGUACCUGAUCCAGUGGAGAAUCAUCAGCCUGGAGGAGAGAGCAGCGGGCGGCAGCAGCGCCUCCUCUGCAGAGACCAAGCCGGAGAACAUCUCCAUGUGGAUGUCUGCAGAAGAGGUCUGUGCCAGCUGCCCGGCGCUGCUGGGCCAGAGGAAGCUGGAAGGGCAGUGUGUGACAGGGGAGAAGGCAGCCGGCCCGUCUGCUGCAGAUGUCCUGGGGGAUGAAGCCUCGCUGCUGGAGAUGAAGGCUGAUGUCAGGAGCCUGGUGCAGCGAGCUGGCCGGCAGAUGGCUGAGUCCAGGGCCCCCGAGUCCUCCAUCCUCAACAUCAUCCACGUGCUGAGCGCAUACGCCAGCAUUGGCUCGCUGGUGGGUGCCUUCAAGGAGACGGGAGCCCUCGACUUGCUGAUGAAGAUGCUGUGCCACAAGGACAAGCAAAUCCGCCGCAGUGCCGGCAAGAUGCUGAGGGCCCUGGCUUCGCAUGAUGCGGGGAGCUGGGCCUAUGUCCUGCUGUCCCUGAGCCAGCAGGAUGGCAUUGAGCACCACAUGGACUCUGACAGUCGCUACACCUUGCUGGAGCUGUUUGCUGAAACGAUGUCCUCUGAAGAGCACUGCAUGCCCUUUGAGGGGAUUCACCUUCCCCAGAUCCCUGGGAAGCUGCUGUUUAUCCUGGUGAAGCGCUACCUGUGCGUCACUUCUCUCCUGGACAAGCUCAGCAGUGGCGUGGAGCAGGGAGGGGAGCAGCAGGCCUGCACUGUGCCCAGCCCGCUCCCUGAGGACAAGAGCCGUGUGAAGCAGGAGUUUGAGUUCAGCAUGGCCAUGGCAAACCUCAUCUCGGAGCUGGUGCACGUGAUGGGCUGGGGCCACAGCCACAAGCCAGAGCCACCGCCCCGGCAGGAGCCGCAGCCUCGCACCACCCGCUCCAUCUUCCAGCACAGGGCCACAUCCUGCACUGCCGCUCAAGCAGCCCCCGCUCCCGCACCAAAGGAGCCCGUCGUCUUCAAGACGCGCUCGGCCUUCCCGAGCCGCAGCAGCUAUGUGGAGUACGUGCAGGCGCGGCUGGUGCGGGGCAUGCGGGUGCGCAUGCUGGAGGACUACGAGCAGGUCAGCGCGGGCGACGAGGGCGACUUCCGCCAGAGCAACGACGGCACGCCGCCCGUGCAGGUGUACUGGCAAGCCCUGGGCUGUACGUACUGGGUUCACUGGCACAUGGUGGAGAUCAUUGGUCCUUCAAGGCAAGAGGAGCAUGAGGGCCAGGAGAAGGUGUCCGCCCUGGCACACAACUGCAAACCAGCAGCAGUUGCACAGCCGUUUUUCUGCAAGCCCUCUGGGGGGCUGUACUCCCUGCCUUACCUGGGGGAGCAGUCAGCCAAGGCUGCAGAGGCCCUGAGCCGGGCCGAGUGGUGGGAGCUGCUUUUCUUCGUGAAGAAGCUGGAGGCGCAGGAGCAGAAGGAGGUCAUGUGUAUCAUCCAGCAGGAGCAGGGAGAGCAGCUGCCGGAGGGGGAUGAAGAAGCCCUGAUCCAGCUGUCGGUACCUGUGGAGCUGGCCCAAAAGGUGCUGCAGGUCUUGGAGAGGCGUUGCCAGGGCAGCGCUCAGCGUGACCUGCGCGGCUCCCACGUCUACGCCAAGUACUCCCUCAGCAGGGAGGCCGAGCAGGAUGGCGACCGGAGCACUGCGGUGUCCUCGGAGGGUGCUGGCUGCAGGAGCCCUGAAGCCACGGUGGCCGAGGCACCAAAGGAAGACCUGUCCACAGCUCCAGUGCUGCCCCAAGCCCCUGCUGUGGCAGUGAAGUCGGAUUCUCAGCUGUACAGCGAGCUCCUGGAGAGGGAAGGAGUGUCCCUCCCAGAGGUGACGGAGGAGCAGAGCGAAGCGCUGGGCAGCUCCGAGGGGCUGAGCGAGAGGGGCUCGCUGGCCAAGAUUGCAGCCACGGUGGAUGUGAUCCAGAGCAGCAGCUCCGAGCUGGGGCUGCGCUUGGCAGGGCUUAAGCACAUCCUGAAGAUCCUGGAGGAGGAGCCCGAGCAGCAAGGCAGCAAAGCCCAGAGCGGACUGGGGACCAGGAGUGUUGGGGAGAAGUUGGUGAAGGUGGCAGUGGAGCUGCUGGGCACGGAGGCGGCAGAGAAGGCCGUGGUGGUGGUGACGCUGCGUCUGCUGGCCAUGCUCAUGGCCAAGCACGACUGGCGCGUGACGUUCGCCAUGGAGGGCGGCGUGCGGGCCGUGCUGGCCUGCAUGCAGCAGCACGCCUCCUCCGCUCUGGUGCAGCAGGCUGGCCUGGCAGCCCUGAAGGUGCUGGUGGGAGCUGUGGCCGGCGAGCCAGGAGGUGCUGGUGGGAAACUCUUGCCCCUGAAGCAGGCUGACGCGCAGCUGAUUCGGGAGAUCUUUGCCAGCAUCGGCUCUGCCUCCAGCAAGGGCUCGGCGAGCCUGCUGAGUGCCAUCCCUGCUGCCCUGAGCACCAUGCAGAGCGUCCCCGGGGGCUCCUCGGGUGUGCAGAACGGCUUGCUGGUGGUGAACAUGCUGAUCGACGGCCACCGGGGCCUGGCGGAGCAGCUGGCGAGCUGCGAUCUCCCCGCGGUGCUGCAGAGCUGCUGGAGGGACGGGCAGAGCCCCGGCUGCCCUCACGCGACGCUGGCCCUGGGCGCCAUCAACCGCCUGGCGGAGCACGGGCUGCCCCUGGGCCCGCAGACCGCAGGCAGAGAGGCACCGCUGGACCUGGGGGACGUGCGGAGGCUUCUGAGCGGGCUGGGGGACGGCGUCUUGUCCAAGGACGUGGUGGUGGCCCUGGAGCGGCAGCUCUGCGGCGAAGGCCCCGUCCCCUCUGGCGCGGCGGCCCGGCUGCUGCAGGACCACCGAUGCUUCCGGCCGCUGCUGCGCAGCUUCGAGCUGCUGGGGGCAGAGAAGGGCGUGAGCCUGAGCAUCCUCAGGAUCCUGAACAAGAUCCUGGAUGGUUACCAGGAGGAUGUGCUGCCCUGGCACGAGUGUGUGGAGCCCUGUGUGUCCUCCCUGAGUGCCCACAGCAGCGACCGGGAGGUGCUGCAGGAGGUCAUUGGCUUCCUGCACCGCCUGGCCACCACCAGCAAGGACUGCGCCGUGGUGAUGUGCUGUGUGGGCACCCACGAGGCUCUGUCCAAAGCCCUGAACAAGCACAGCACGGCCCCGCCGCUGGCGCCAGCCCUGCUCGCCCUGGUGGGUGACUGCGAGAAGCACGCUGACAUCUCCAAGAAGCUGAUGACCAGCAUCUUGGCUGGCUGCAUCCAGCUGGUGCUGGGGCAGAUUGAGGAGCAUCGCCGGAGCCACCAUCCCAUCAGCAUCCCCUUGUUCGAUGUCUUUCUGCACAACCUGUGCCAGGGCUCCAGCAUGGAGGUGAAAGAGGAGAGGUGCUGGGAGAAGGUGGAGGUCUCUUCCAACUCCCGAUGGGCCAGCAAGCUCAUGGACAGGAAUCCCAUGACCUACUGGGAGUCAAACGGCAGCACCGGCUCCCACUUCAUCACUGUGCACAUGCAGUGUGGUGUGGUGGUCAGGGAGAUGAGCAUGCUGGUGGCCAGCGAGGACUCCAGCUACAUGCCGGCCCGUGUUGUGGUGCUGGGGGGAGACAGCCCUGCCACCGUCAGAACCGAGCUCAAUGCGGUGACCAUCCUGCCCUCAGACAGCAGAGUGAUCCUGCUGGAGAACAUGAGCCGCUUCUGGCCCGUCAUCCAGAUCCGGGUGAAGCGGUGCCAGCAGGGCGGCAUUGACACCCGUGUGCGUGGCAUCGAGGUGCUGGGUCCAAAGCCCACUUUCUGGCCCAUCUUCAAGGAGAAGCUGUGCCAGCGGACGUUCCUCUCCUGCACUGCUCGGACUCAUGCCUGGUGCCAGGAGAUCUGUCGGGACCGGGGGCGACUGCUGCAGCUCUUUGGCAGGCUGAACCGGGCGCUGCGGCACGAGCAGAGCUUCGCCGACCGCUUCCUCCCUGACAAUGAGGCGGCGCGGGCCUUGGGCAGGACGUGCUGGGAGGCCCUGGUGACCCCGUUGGUGCAGAGCAUCACCAGCCCAGACCCUGACGGCGUCAGCCCCCUGGCCUGGCUGCUGAGCCAGUACCUGGAGAGCGUGGAGCCGCCCUGCCGCACCAGGAGCCCUGGUGCUGCCUUUGGUUCCCGUGUGCGGCGCCUCACCCAGCUCCUGGUGCACGUGGACCCCGGUGGCUGGGAGCCGGAGGAGGCGAGAGCAGCUGGUGGGAAGGAGGGGAAGAACAAGGAGGCACCGGCCAGGCCUGCGAAGGUGGUGGUGGAGAAGUCAAGCAGCCUGUGGGGCAUCUCGCAGUGCUGGCGUGGCGUGGUGCAGCAGCAGGUGCAGCGGUUCCUGGAGGCAGCCGGGCAGGCGCCUGACCUCGUGGAGCGAUACUGCGGGCUGUACCAGCGCCUGCGCGGCGCCACGGAGGAGCUCUUUGGGCAGCAGGCUGCCUUUGCGCUGGCCCUGGGCCAGGGCUUCGCAGGGGCUUUGCUGCAGCUCUCCUUCCUUACUGCCCUGCACGUCAGUGAGCAGUUUGCCCGCUACCUGGACAGGCAGAUCCAGGAGCUCCGCGGGGCUGUGGGCAGCACAGGGCCACUGCAGCAGAUCCUGGAGCCCUUUGUUGUCUUCAGUGGCCUGGAGCUCGCCCACACCUUCGAGCACUUCUACCGGCACUACCUGGGCGACCGGCUCCUGGUGCAAGGGCCAUCGUGGCUGGAAGGAGCCGUCGUGGAGCAGAUCGGGCUGUGCUUCCCCAGCCGCUUCCCCCAAGACAUGCUGAGCAACCUGGCCGAGUCGGAGGAGCUGCAGCGGCAGUUUCGCCUCUACCAGCUGCAGGAGGAGGACAAGCGGCUGCUGGAGCUGGACAUGGGCCUGGACGAGGCACUGGGGACGGCCUCGGUGGCGGAUGUGCCGGAGGUGACGGUGCUGGCCCUGUCCCCGCGCUGCUGGCCUGUUUCGCCGCUCUGCCACAUGGACCAGCCCUGGAGGUUGUUCUCGGCGGCGCUGAGCUGUCCCCUGGACGAGUUCACCGACUUCUGCAGGCGCAGCCAGAGCCGGCUGGGCUGGGAGUGCACAAAGCCCUGGCGGUUGCAGUGGACAUGGCUGGGCCAUGCCGAGCUGCAGUUUGGAGACUGCGUCCUCCACGUGUCCACGCUGCAGAUGUACAUCCUGCUGUGCUUCAACAGUGCUGAGGAGGUGGCUGUGGAGGCCCUGCUGCAGGUCACAGGGCUCCCUGCUGACCUGGUGCACCACGCACUGGCACCGCUGACUCACGGCGAGGGCGUCCUGGUGUGGAGCCGCCCAGCGCGAGCUCCAGGCACGCUGCGGCUGAACCAGGCAGCCCUGGCCCAUGCCUCUGGCCGCCACCUGAGGCUGCUGCCCCAGCAGAGGUACCUGCGGGUGGAGAGGGCUGAGGUCAGCGCCCUGGAAAGGAAGAGGAACAUCCUCUGCUGCCUCAUCACCCGCAUCCUCAAGGUGGAGAAGCAGCUCCACAUCGGCAACCUGGUGUUCAGGGUGAUUGAUGCCUGUCAGAAGGGCGAGCUGGGGCCAGGGCUGCAGUUCCUGAGCUUCUGCUGCCACAGCGUGGACGUGCUGUCCUGUGUGCUGCACCUGCUGAACCAGGGCUAUCUGCGGCGCCAGGAGGAGAAGCCUCAUAUCUUGGAAUACAUCUCUGCUGAACCCACGACACCACCUACCUCUCAGGUCCAGCCCCAGGUCACCUUCCAGACUGUUGAGAUCAAGACAGCUGCAAGACCAGCCUCUGCCAAAAGGAGACAGACUUUUUCCACCUUCAGGUAGAGGAGGAUCCGACGGACACGGGCUGGGUCCGGUCUGUCUCUUCCCAAACACUUGUGGAUUUUAUUGUCAAUAAACAAGCCCAGUUCCACCCGU
Molecule: messenger RNA, 6348 nt
Organism: Strigops habroptila (Kakapo)
Lineage: Eukaryota; Metazoa; Chordata; Aves; Psittaciformes; Psittacidae
Product: cullin-9-like
Exons: 29
Coding region: 370-6255 (1961 amino acids)
Biological process (GO): ubiquitin-dependent protein catabolic process
Molecular function (GO): ubiquitin protein ligase binding
Source: RefSeq, a predicted model, not a curated record